UUGAAAGGUGCGGUGUCCGAUGUUUCGCUUCCCUGCGCAGGAGUCGAUUUUUUGUUGAAAAGUGUAUUAUGUUUAAGUCGGUUGUGGACUGUGGGUGCAGUACAUUUCUUUUGCUAGUUUUCUUUUAAAGUCGGGUAGAGAUAUUGUGUGUUCAUGUUUAGAAUUGUGCUGGUUUUGUGUAAAUGUGAUAUGAAGGUGAAUUAUACGAGGUUAGAGGAAGAUUGCCGGAGUGAGUCGGCUCUGAACAGCCCAACGGAGCCUGACGUAUCGCUUGCGGCAUCUCUUACCGAUCCUCUGGAGGCGCACACCUUGGAGGAGGCGCGCAGGAGUAUCAGAGAUCUUCGCAUGAAGUAUCGCGCUCAAGCUCACCAGCUCCUAACAUGGCGCCGCGCGCACCGAACUCAAGAGGAACUAGUCACACGCCUUCAGAAAGAAAAGGCGGAACAACUCAAAUCUCUCUCUAGCCAACUUCUUCUCUUCGAAUCGCGACUCGUUCGGAAGCAGAAGGAAAUUUCCAGCAUGCUCGCACUACGCGAGACUAUCAUCAUGAAGCAACAGAAAGUUAUCGAAUCUCUCCAAGCUAAGCUUUUAGAUAACGGUAUCGAAUCUCAGAACAUUCCAGACUUCAGAGACAUGCUACAAGAUACCCACCUCACAGGAGACUUCGACUCACUCAAUGACUCCGACUCCGCUGUGAUCAUGGAAGAUGUUGACUUCGAUAGCAGUAACACUCCUCAUGUGCCAAGGUUUAGGUCGACAAACCCUGACAGCGUGACCAUUGUCCGGUCAAUAUCGGAUGCCAUAGAUCCCAACCUGAAGUACAAUGUAGUGCGGCGAUCAAAUGGCUUCCUCCGACGACCAGAGAUUCUGGAAACAGUAUACAGCGUCGAAGAAGAAGCUGAUGGAGAUUCUACUAAAGGUUUAAGUGCUCAGAACAGCACGGAGAAGGAACUGAACGAUGCCAACAAAACUGAUGAAGAGAAAUACAAAGAGACGAGUCUCCUCGCUCAAAGGCGGGAUAACUUUCGAAUGAGGAGCGUAGUCCUUACAGCUGAGGUGAAGAGCAUAGAUAAUGACAAGGAGCUAAAACCGAAGAAUGGUAAGGAGGUAUGGUCGUACAGCUAUGUGCCAAAAAGGAUGACUCCGGCUAACGAGUCUGAUGACGAGGGCACCUCGAACGCUGAGAGUGACGAGGAGCCUGAGCCGAAAUCCAACCACGUGGUGACGUACAACCGAGUGAUGUCCAACCACCGGAACGUGACCAAGCCGAAGGAUGUGAAGUACAAGAGGAUAAACAAGGCCAAGUCCAAGAGCUUGGAGGAAUUGCGAGGGAGGCUAAAGAACUGGGUGGACAAGGGGAACAAGCUGACGAACUUACCUCUCGAGCACGCGCAAAGUUACGCCUAAGCUGAAAGUUCCUUUAAUUAAGUGCCGAGUCCUGCGUGAACCGCUUCACAAGUAAACAACGUUUUACUUGUACAUCACAGAUAAAGUAGAUCACAAAUUAACCGUAGUAUCGAAGUACCUUUUAAAGUAAGGGUUGUUAUGUAACCAGCUUUAUGUCGGAGGCAAAUCUAUUGAAGAAAAUAUUCUUGAUACUCAAACUAUUGUAAAUAAAUAUUUCUUGUAUGUUUAAUAGAUAUUGUGCAACAUUCGUUAGGGUUUCGUUUCCAAGUUCUCUAUUGUUUAAGAACUGAUUUUAUUUAGGGAUACUUCUAGAAUAAUUUAUUUACAAAGAUGGACAUAUUUACUCGUGGUAGUGAAACUAUAGGGAAAACUAUUGUUGUGUAUAUUGUUGUUCUCUUUGAUAUUCUUGAUGUGUACAGGUUUUUUAAUGAAUCUUAUUGGCCUAGAAGAUAUAUUUUAAUACCUAGAUACGAAAUAUAUUCAUGUUUACAAUUUUGAGCUUAAAUGGACAGUGUAAAUUCGAUGUUAAAUGUAAUCAAUCAAUAUUAGACACAGUUAUUUAUAUAAUUCGCUUGCCCUCAGAGGUUUUGACGCAAAAUAUUAUAAUCGAGUAGUCAUUCAUUCUCUUGUUAAAAUAGAUUUCAUUUUAAAUAGUACAAAUGAUGUUGAAAGUUCUAUAAACAAUAGAAAACUAAGAAAAAUAUAUAUAUUUUCGCGCGCACGACUGAUUUUGAGUAUUUCAUUUAAAAUAAUUUUUAAAAAAUGUAUGAAAAAUUCGCUUGAUUGGAAUUGAAAAAUCUCCUGUGAUUUUGUGAUCGUCUCGUCAUAUUGUUUUCGCCAAUUCGUAUUCGUAUAUAAGAUAAAAAAUUAUAUAAAUGAGAAUAAUAGAAUUAUUAUUCUAG
Spodoptera litura is the source of this 2309-nucleotide messenger RNA. RefSeq lists its product as uncharacterized. NCBI's taxonomy places the organism in Eukaryota, Metazoa, Arthropoda, Insecta, Lepidoptera, Noctuidae. The record is from RefSeq and is a predicted model, not a curated record.